Messenger RNA from Bipolaris victoriae FI3, 933 nucleotides. RefSeq lists its product as hypothetical. The record is from RefSeq and is a predicted model, not a curated record. NCBI's taxonomy places the organism in Eukaryota, Fungi, Ascomycota, Dothideomycetes, Pleosporales, Pleosporaceae. The coding region runs from base 1 to 933 and encodes 310 amino acids. The transcript has 2 exons.
AUGUCUCGAGCGCGCUUUCUCCUCAAUCGCACUCCUUUCACAGCGCCUUGCAGAGCUUCGCGCCAAUUCAUCCGCCACCCCCGCAAUGCCCAAGUCCUCGAGCUUCCCCUCCAAUCCCGCAUCCGCUGGUCCUACCUGUGGUACGCCAGCAUCCUCGCUCUAGGAAUAACAACUGGUUUGGGUGCCCGUCAAUUCGCUGCGCCCCUCGGUCUUCCUGAGCCCGGAUCGCCAGAUGAUGACCUAAUCCUUAACUCCCUCAGCCGCGACGUCGACGCUCUGGAGAUUGUACAAUCACUCCGAUCGCAAUCAUACAACCUACACACCGAUACUGCCCUCCGAUCAGGACCAGGAUUGACAUCUGCACCUGCUCCAGGAAGUCGGAAGAUAUCAGCUUACAAAGGAUGGCUAGAGCUGGAUUUAGAUUUUGGUAGGGAAAAUGACGGGAAGAAAGGAGUUUUGGGUGCUAUGGGUGGGGCAAGGGGAUUAGGAGUGCAGAGGGCAUUUUGGAAUGCCGAGACCAGAGAGAUGGUAGCGGUAGUAUGGAUUGGAGGAGGACUGACUGGCUGGCCGGGCGUCGCGCAUGGAGGGGCUAUAGCGACUAUCUUUGAGGAGAUUUUUGCCAGGAUGGCGAAGGGUCCUGAUGGACUUAUUGAAUCUGCCCAUCGCCCCGACUCCCUUUCCUUGACCUACGCGAAACCUACGUACAGCCUCGAUUUCUACGUCAUACGCGCUGCUUUCUCCAAACCUGAUCUGCCACAGUCUGAACCACCGCCUGAGCCGGAGUCUGAACCUACAAAGAGCUGGUUGGGAUGGCUAUCACCAAAGAAGGACCUCACAAAGAAGCCACAGGCUUCCCAUCAGGAGAUUAUUGCGACCCUUGAGAAUAUCAAGGGGGAGUUGUGUGUAAAAGCCAAAGGCACUUUUGGCAAAUGA